GUUCAUUCCACCCCAUUUUUCUUCGUCUUCCAAAAACGACAGGGAAAUACAAGCAAUAUUUGGUCCAACAAUGGCCAACCAAAUUCACAAAAAUAAUAUUAAUGCAGUUUUUGUUGUGGGGAUUGUAUGCGUGACGCUGUUGAUACAGAAGAGUGGUGCAACUGACUUUGCAAUUGGAGGCUCAAAGGGCUGGUGUGUUCCUGAUUCUUCUGUUCACUAUAAUCAAUGGGCGGAAAGAAACAGGUUUCAAAUCGGAGACUCCAUUGUGUUCCACUACCCUCCUGGCCAAGACUCAGUGCUUUUAGUAACCCAGGACGACUACACCAACUGCAACACGGAUUCACCUACGGCUAAGAAAUACACCGAUGGCCACACAGUCUUCAAGUUCAACCAAUCCGGGCCAUUCUACUUCAUCAGUGGGAACAAAGAUAAAUGUCAGAAAAAUGAGAAGGUGGUAGUGAUUGUCUUGGCAGAUAGAAACAGAAAUGCAAAACCUCCUUCAUCUUCAAACUCAAAAGAUAUGAUCCCAUCUCCAGCUCCUUCUGAUGAAGCGUCUCCACCUCCACCGCCGUCAGGGACUACUGAGAUUAACCCUACUCCUGCUCCUGAAGGUGAAACACCUCCUCCACCUCCAAACGCGGCUUCUUCAGUUUUCAUGAGUUUUAUUGGGUCCGUCGGAGCAUUUGCCGCAUCCUCAACACUUUUACUACUCUAACAAGAUGGAUCUAAAGCUUUCAAGAUGAAGAUGGGCUGGAUGCUCCUUGCUUGUGGAGCGGCAUACCGCAUACCGAAAAAAAGAAGAUUGGAUUGGAUUCCUUGAGUACAAAGUUUGUUUUCUUUUGAGAGCAUCUUUUUAUUACUCUCUGUUUUAUUUUAUGUUCUUUUUCCCUUAAAGCUCAGUGUACAUGUUUGUACUGGUGCUUGGUAUUGUUUGAUUCUCAUUUGUAUGUGCUUGUGAGACUCCACAAUAAAGGCCAAUAAUGUAGAUGUAUGCACAAAUAAAUAAAUUGAUUAAUUUUACGUAGUGCA
This is a messenger RNA of Pyrus x bretschneideri (Chinese white pear), 1029 nucleotides long. RefSeq names its product early nodulin-like protein 1. Bases 71 to 715 code for a protein of 214 amino acids. Gene Ontology annotation, cellular component: plasma membrane. Gene Ontology annotation, molecular function: electron transfer activity. NCBI's taxonomy places the organism in Eukaryota, Viridiplantae, Streptophyta, Magnoliopsida, Rosales, Rosaceae. The record is from RefSeq and is a predicted model, not a curated record. The transcript has 2 exons.